UGUGUACUGUUAUGGUGUCAAUGACUUCAAGAAAUAUAUCGUCGACCUAUUUUCGGCUGGUUUAUUUUGAGAAUUCUUCCUAUUUUAUCGUAGUUCCGGGUUGCUGUGUGCUUUAAUUAGAAUCAGCGAGCUUUAUACCACCAGCUUCUCUUCAUUUGCAACGAUUAAUUGAUUGCCCGGUUAUGGUGUACAAUUGAGUGCUACAUUACUAAAAUAAUUAUUACCGCAUUCGUGGUGUACCUACUCAAAUAUUUAAAGAAUAAUUUAUCAGCAAUAAUCACAAAUGCAGAACAAUUUAGGGAAGAUGAUAACUGAGCAGUUGAGAAAUCCGAAUGAGUUGGACAUCAGUCUCCGCAUGGAGUUCGGACCUUUUGAAACUGUACACAAAUGGAAAAGGAUGUCGGAAUGCUAUGAGUUUGUUGGGGCCAGGCGCAGUAAACAUACAGCCGUAGCGUACAAAGAUGCUAUCUAUGUGUUUGGAGGCGAUAAUGGCAAGUCCAUGCUGAAUGAUCUGAUUAGGUUCGAUAUCCGGGAGAAAUCGUGGACGAAAACUGGAUGCAUGGGCAUCCCACCAGCACCCAGAUACCAUCAUUCUGCAGUGGUGCAUCGGUCGUCAAUGUUCGUAUUCGGCGGUUACACGGGCGACAUAUUAGCGAACUCCAACCUGACCAAUAAGAACGAUCUCUUCGAGUACAAGUUCCAGAGCGCACAGUGGGUGCAGUGGAAGUUUAGUGGACAGGAGCCAGUACCUCGCUCAGCACACGGCGCGGCAGUGUAUGACGACAAGCUGUGGAUAUUCGCUGGUUACGACGGGAACGCGCGUCUUAAUGACAUGUGGACUAUAAACUUGUUGGGUGAAACGCGGCAAUGGGAGCGAAUAGAACAGAAGGGGCAGUGUCCCCCUACGUGUUGCAACUUCCCAGUGGCAGUGGCGAGAGGGAAAAUGUUUGUGUUCAGUGGACAGAGUGGAGCUAAGAUCACUAAUGCUCUCUUCCAAUUCGAUUUUGAGACGCAUACGUGGAGCCGCGUGUGCACGGAGCACCUGCUGCGCAGCGCGGGCGGCGCGCCGGCGCGGCGCUACGGACACGUCAUGGUGGCGCACCGGGCGCAUCUCUACGUCUUCGGGGGCGCCGCCGACAACACGCUGCCCAACGACCUGCAUUGCUACGACCUCGAUACGCAGAUAUGGUCAGUAAUCCAGCCAGCCAACGACUCUCAGAUCCCGUCAGGCCGACUGUUUCACGCGGGCGCAGUAGUAGGAGACGCGCUCUAUAUCUUCGGGGGCACUAUAGAUAAUAACGUCAGGAGCGGGGAUCUGUUCCGGUUUCAGCUGUCGAACUAUCCUCGCUGCACUCUGCACGAUGACUUCGGUCGCAUUCUGAAAUCCCAUCAGUUCUGUGACAUACAAAUAUUGGUGGGCCCAGAGAAGACGCCCAUAUUAGCUCAUCAAGCCAUCUUGGCGGCCCGGUCGCAGUAUCUACGUGCUAAAAUUAAAGAAGCUCGCGACGAUCUAACGAAGCGUAUCGCAGCGGGCGAGGAAGAAGCGACAGAAGUAUGUUCGUACAAGUGCCCCCCACAACUCUGUGUGUUGCUACCUGAAGCCACGCCUGAAGCAUUCCACAUGGUGCUCAACUAUAUCUACACCGACAGAAUCGAUCCGACUGAGAAAGACGAAGACCCAGAAUCUCCAGCAACGGUCCUCCUAGUGAUGGAAGUCCUCCGCCUAGCGCUGCGACUGAGUAUCCCCCGCCUCAGGGGUCUGUGUGCGAGGUUCCUCCGCGCCAACCUGUGUUACGGCAACGUGUUGCAGGCGCUACACGCUGCACACCAUGCCUCGCUGUCUUGUAUUAAGGAGUAUUGUCUCAGGUUCGUAGUAAAAGACUACAACUUCACCCCGAUAGUGAUGUCGAAGGAGUUCGAGGAGAUGGACCAGGGUCUGAUGGUGGAGAUCAUACGCAGACGACAACAGCCACAGUCUAAGCAAGCUAACGGGGCCGCGCAACAGGAAUAUGAGGAGGAAAUUAUUGGCACCACCCUGGAGCAGGACAUGUCGGUGCUGCUGGGCGGCGGCGGCGAGCUGUCGGACGUCCGGCUCCGCGUGGGCAGCGCGGCCCGCCCCGCGCACCGCUCCGUGCUGGCCGCGCGCGCCGCCUACUUCGAGGCCAUGUUCCGCUCCUUCUCGCCGCAUGACAAUAUCGUCAAUAUACAAAUCUGCGACACGGUGCCAUCAGAAGAGGCGUUCGAUUCCCUGCUGCGGUACAUUUACUACGGAGACACAAAUAUGCCCACUGAAGACUCGCUGUAUCUAUUCCAAGCUCCCAUAUAUUACGGUUUCACAAACAACCGUCUCCAAGUAUUCUGCAAGCACAACCUGCAGAGUAACGUGUCCCCAGAGAACGUCCUCGCCAUACUACAGGCCGCAGACCGCAUGCGGGCUACCGACAUCAAGGAGUACGCGCUCAAGAUGAUCGUCCACCAUUUUGGAUUGGUCGCACGACAGGACGCCAUCAAAAACCUAGCGCAGCCACUUCUAGUGGAUAUAAUAUGGGCGUUGGCUGACGAACCAAACUUCGACGCCCCCCUCCCGGUCCAACCCAGGUCCUUGCCAUCAUCGUCGUCCGCAGACACACUCACUGACGAUCCAGAGUUCUACGCCAGAUUCCGAUGUGGAAAGUCUUAAAUGGUAAUUAAUAUAAUCACACUAAUAUUAUAAAUCUGAAAAUUUCUUUGUUUAGAUGUUUGUCCGUCAAUCACGCUGAAACUACUGAACGGAUUUUGAUUAAAUUUGAUAUACAGGCAGGGUAUGGGCUGACUUAGGUGAUAGGAUACUAUUUAUCCCGAUUAAUUGUUUCUAUGAGAUAAAACAAGAAUCAUAUUCUUCGCGGACAAAGUCACGGGCAAUAGCUAGUAAUAUUAUAUUAACAUGAGCUCUUGACUGGUGUACGCUUGUAUGAUUGUGAUGUAAGCUAAACAUAGUCUAAAGAAUUAGUGGAAUUAUUUGCCAGUCUGUGUUUCCUGAGAAGUGCCUUCAAGGCCCGAGUGAAUAGGUUGCUUAUGGAACGACGUGCUCCAUCGCA
Molecule: messenger RNA, 3077 nt
Organism: Spodoptera litura
Lineage: Eukaryota; Metazoa; Arthropoda; Insecta; Lepidoptera; Noctuidae
Product: Leucine zipper like transcription regulator 1
Cellular component (GO): Golgi apparatus
Molecular function (GO): protein binding
Source: RefSeq, a predicted model, not a curated record